AACUUCUCGGUGAUAUACUUCGAACCAAACCAAAGGAAGCUCUUGGCAUCGAUUCUGUAAUUGUCAUCGACAAUGUACCACAGGUUGGAGCAGAUCGGUUACCAAAGCUGAAGAACGUCAUCAGGAAAGUUUGUAGCAAGUAUGGAGAGAUCAGCACAGAGCACUAUCCUGAUGCUGAGGAUGGCAAGACAAAAGGGUAUGUUUUCGUCGAAUACAAAUCACCUGAAAACGCCAUCGAAGCUGCCAAGCAAUUGAGUGGGUACAAGCUUGAUAAACAGCAUACGUUUGCUGUUAACUUGAUCACAGAUUUUGACAAGUUUAUGAAUCUACCGGAUGAAUGGACCUCACCCGAGAAGCAGCCAUACAAAGAUCAUGGUAACAUGAGGAGCUGGUUGCUAGAUAAGGAAUGCAACGAUCAAUACAGUGUCAUAUCUGAUGGUGGUGAGACCACUGCUAUCCUGCUCAACAGCAAGACAGAGGCGUCGGUUGUAGAAGAGAGGAAGCGGUGGACGGAGACGUACAUUCGCUGGUCUCCGUUAGGGACGUACCUCGUGACCUUCCAUCAGAAAGGUAUUGCAUUGUGGGGUGGGGAAAACUUCCAGCAGAUCAGAAGGUUUGCCCAUCCCGGUGUCCAGCUCAUUGAUGUAUCACCAUGCGAAAGGUAUAUUGUGACAUUCAGCCCUCUUCAUGAUCCGAGAGACGAGUUUCAAGCAAUCAUCAUCUGGGACAUCAAGACGGGAGCCAAGAAGAGAGGUUUCUCAUGUGAUAAUGCUUCCAAUUGGCCAGUAUUCAAGUGGAGUCAUGAUGGAAAGUUCUUUGCUAGGAUGUCAGAAGACACACUUAGUAUAUAUGAGACUCCUUCAUUUGGACUACUGGAGAAAAAGAGUCUCAAAAUAGUGGGCAUUAGGGAGUUCUGCUGGUCACCUGCGAGUAACAUCCUGAGUUACUGGACUCCGGAAGAGAAAGAGAACCCGGCCCGAGUGACAUUGAUUGCCAUCCCUUCUAGGAAAGAAGUUAGAGUCAAGAAUCUCUUCAACGUGGCUGAUUGUAAGCUACAUUGGCAGAAACAGGGCCAUUACAUGUGCUGCAAGGUCGAUAGGCUCUCCAAGAGCAAGAAGAACCAAUUCACCAACUUCGAGAUCUUCCGAAUGCAAGAGAAGCAGAUUCCGGUGGAUUCGAUAGAAGUGAAGGAAGUCAUUGUGGCGUUUGCAUGGGAGCCAACAGGGAACAAGUUUGCCAUCUUACAUGGGGAAUCCCCUCGAAUCUCGGUUAGCUUCUACAACAUCAAGCCAAAGGGAAAAGUAGAGCUUAUCAAGACUCUGGAAAGGAGAACAGCCAAUAGUAUCUUCUGGUCCCCGGCUGGUCAGUUUGUUGUGCUCGCUGGGCUUAGGAGUAUGAAUGGUGUGUUUGAGUUCAUCGACACUGGCAACGAUACGAUCACCAUGAUGAAUGCUACAGAACACUUCAUGGCAACGGACGUCGAAUGGGAUUCUACUGGUCGCUAUGUCAUCACUGGGGUCAGCUGGUGGAGUCACAAGGUUGACAAUGCAUACUGGGUCUGGAGUUUCCAGGGUAAGCUUCUGCAGAAGUGUGACCGAGAGAGAUUCUGUCAAGCGCUCUGGCGCCCUCGCCCACCUACUCCGCUUAAUGAAGAGAAGAUUAAGGAGAUCAAGAAGAACAUGAAGACGUAUAACAAGAUGUUUGAGCUCCAAGACGCCAAGAGGAAGUCCAAGGCGUCAAAGGAGCUGAUCGAACGUCGCCAGCAACAGAUGAAUGAUUUCCUGGAAGUCUUGGAGAGGUUGAAGAAGAGAUACAAAACUGAGAAGGAGACGAGGAUGCAACUGAGAGGAGGUUUGGACACCGACGAGAUUGAACACGACGAGGAGAAUGACGAGGAGGAGGUAGUCGAAUUCUUUAUUGGAGAAGAGAGUGCUGAAGUCGACGAAUUCGAUCACGAGUAGUCGAGACGAUACCCAACCGCGUUUUGAAUCCUAGGGGAGUCUGUCAUCCCGUGGGAUUGCUGCCUUCCUGUCAGUUUGUGUGCGAGAUCGAAUACGAAGUGUGUCGGGAGACGACACUGAAUCUUAUAGAACCUGAUAUCGUUCGGGUCGAUAUCUCUUAUUACAUUAUCUGAAUUGGUAGUUGGUAUAUUAGAAUUGUCAUUGAAUUUCUGUGUGAAAUUUGUUUGUUGCAUUUAAUCAAAAUAUUGUAAGCCUUCAAGGAUUUUUUUUCGUAUUGCACAAGUUAUAUUUCUCUUUUCAAAGUAAGAUCUUGAAGUUAACCUUAAUCUUUCUUAUAAAUUGCUAAUACUGUAAUACAUAUAUAUUUAAGUAAUACCUCAUAAUUUUUAUAAUAAUUGAGCUGUUAUAAUUACUUUUGAAUUCAAUUUGUAGUAUUUACAAAGGAUACUUUUUGUAUUCGUUACACACGGCUAGUCUUUUCUUUUGAGAGAGAUAUUUAUCUGCCUAGCAGUCAUCGUAAGGCUUGCUGAAAAUCAGGAAGUCUUUUGAAGAAAUUAGGUACACUAUAUUUAUUAACCUACCUAUCGAUUCAUUCCAAUCUUCUGUUAUCUUCUUUUUGUUUUUGUUUAGACCGAGUACGUGGAGCAAGAUGUGUUUGUUUGAUAACAUGUUUGAUUACCCAUGCAAUGUGUUAGAGAUUGUAGGGCCAGCAUGUACUAGUGUCGAUCUAUCUACCCCUUUUCACAAGAACAUUGUUCAUUCAACAGUAGGUGUACAGAACCCCCCUUAUGGUCGAUCGCCAACAUCAUGCCUUCACUGUAUAAGUGCCUGCUCAGUGAGGAAUAAUUUAGCGGACGAGUCUUGUAUUAUCUACUACCUGUGCAAGUCAAAAUCAUGUUCAGAUUCGGCCACUUUUAACGGUACAAAAAAUAUGCAAAGAUCAUGUAAAGUGAACAGAUGUGUGGUGCUCUGGUCUUCAUGUGGGAGCUCCCGUGGGGCAGGAACUGUCGGACUUGAUUCUACCACCGGUAUUGUCGGCUCUCGCCGUCAUGCCAUAGAUGGUGAAUGUGGUGCAAGCUGCAAAGCCGAGUCAUCACAGGAUGUCAAACCAAUGGCUUGUUUAGGAUCAAGAAAUGCCAUCGAAUGCUGCAUGGAGCAGCGGGUGAACUGUACCAGCGUUUUGUGUCAAUCUACCGGCUCAGUCCCUGUACAGUCUAAGACAGAAACUACUUACGACUUCAAUUGCAAUGAUCAGUUAUGCAAAAUACAAUGGAAGCGAUAUGAAUUGCUUCUAUACCAGGUUAUCCUAACUCUUACUGUAAUUUUUAUCUUUUCCAAAUUAGCCCAUGAAUCUUCCAUGAGGUGUUCUAUGAUCGCAUGCUCUUUGAGUAUGGUUUGGUCAACAUCCACGUGGCACUGUGCCACACACUAUGGCAUGUACCCAGACCCAUUUAGGAUAGGAUAAUAAAAUCUUUAGAUUAAAAAAAAAGAGAA
Molecule: messenger RNA, 3455 nt
Organism: Lytechinus pictus (painted urchin)
Lineage: Eukaryota; Metazoa; Echinodermata; Echinoidea; Temnopleuroida; Toxopneustidae
Product: eukaryotic translation initiation factor 3 subunit B-like
Exons: 15
Coding region: 321-1961 (546 amino acids)
Biological process (GO): translational initiation
Cellular component (GO): eukaryotic translation initiation factor 3 complex
Molecular function (GO): translation initiation factor binding; RNA binding; translation initiation factor activity
Source: RefSeq, a predicted model, not a curated record